Messenger RNA from Culex pipiens pallens (northern house mosquito), 3140 nucleotides. Its product is annotated as transmembrane protease serine 4-like. NCBI's taxonomy places the organism in Eukaryota, Metazoa, Arthropoda, Insecta, Diptera, Culicidae. Gene Ontology annotation, biological process: proteolysis. Gene Ontology annotation, molecular function: serine-type endopeptidase activity. The record is from RefSeq and is a predicted model, not a curated record.
CGGGACGGCUGGAUAGAGUCUUCUUUUUGAGUGUUUACGUUUGUAUUCUUCUUCUGUUUUUUGCAAGAAAAUUCGUGUUCAAAAACAAAUAUCAAGCAAUCUGUGAUUCAGAUAGCUUGACAAUUCAAAUUUUCUUGAUGAUGUUUUUCAACUCAGUGCUCAAGCAUGCGGAUGACUUUUUCUUUGGUUGAAAUAUUGUUUAGUUUUUCCUCGCAGAUUUUACGGAUACAAAUUACUUGAAAUGGUUGGCAAAUCAAAGAUGAGUCAAAAACAGUUCACUUCUUCAAUUUUUAAUGUGUUUUUUAUAUGAAAGAUUUUUAAUUUUCAUUUGGAUGUGAAAAAUGCAAUACGAUUUAAAUCCGUUUUCUUACUUCAAUCUAAAAAAAUCCUAAAAUGCCUGCAAGUCAUUAAAUGAGAGGGGAGAUUUUUUCUUAGAUCUGCUCCUGUCGUUGUCCCGUUACGCAAAGAAAGUAAAUAAAUCUUUCCCAGUUCCCCAAAGAGGAGCACGUCGAAUUCAACGGCAAAUUUUACUCAACUUUGAAGAAAGUUUACAUUCCAUAGGUCGCACGCAAUAAGGUGUCAGAAUCGAAAGAAAUGGCUGGCAAAAAUUCAAAUUUGUUCUAAUUCAUUCACUUCAAAGAGCAAAAAAGUUUGUUUUUCAAUUUGUGGCACGCCACAUUUUAAUUUCAUGGGAAGCACAGGUUCAAUCUAGAUGACAUUUCUAUGUAACGCGCAAAAAAAAAUAGUUUUAAAUGGGCAAAAGAAUAGUCAGUUCAUGAAAUGUAUUGUUUUUUAAAAUGAAAAUGCUGAUAAGUCAACAUUCGGUGUACGAUAGAAAUAAAUGCUUUUCAAUUGAAAAUAUUUUAAUCAAUCUAUCAAUGCAAUUUACAAUUAUUUCUGAAAUUGAUUUAAUUUUUUUUUCAACUCAAAUUACAAUACUUCUCAUUUUCUCCUCAUAAGAAAGGACUGGUUUAGGUUGACAGAAGCGGCCAUGUUGAAAGUGGUUUAGUUUGACAAUAGGUUUUUUUCUCUUUGUUUAUCCCAUCCCAGGAUUUACUGAAUGCGGAUGGGUAUUUUUUUUAGUGCAAAGCUCAAACAGAUCCCACAAGGCGAUGUUGUCGGAAGUUGGUAGCAGUUUUAUUUUGAAAUUUUGCUGAUUUGCAUGGUUCCAACUGCUUGAUCCUGUUGGCCAGUUGAUGGUACCAGGUUAAACUUAUAGAGCUGUUUGAGAGUUCCAGCUCGUUUGAUUACUAGACACGACUGAGCGUGACAUUGUCGCAGCUGUGUACGUUUUACAAUUGGGCAUUUCAAUGACAUGUUUCAGACUGGUCUAAUCAACUGAGGAAGAUAAGCCGGCCAACGUUGUUAGCUCGAAUGGCUUUAGUCGAGUGAAAACAUCUGUCGCGAUCGGUUCCAUUUUAUGUCGAAAUGAUCAUCUUAGUUCUACUUGUUCCAAUUCUGGUGCUAUCAGCCAUACAUCGUGGCGAGUCAUACGAAUGUAACGUCCGGAAAGUAAACUCCUCUCAGGAGAUCUCCAGCGAAAACGGUGCCACUUAUCCCGGCCAGUGGCCGUGGCACGCGGCCAUCUAUCAGCGCAGGCCCCGCUCAACAUUCGUGUUCGUCUGCGGUGGGACACUUGUUAGUGCAAAGUUUGUUCUGACCGCUGGUCUGUGCAUUUUGGACGGGGAUGGAAAUCUACCAGAGAGCACAAACCUGUUCAUCCGAUUGGGAGUCUUCAAUUUGAACGCGCCAAGCCUGAACACCGGCCAGCAUCGCUGGGUCAGCCGGAUUCAUCAAGUGUACCGCAAGCAUGCGGACGGUCGGUUCCUGGUAACACUGCUGGAGUUAAGCUCCAGGGUGGUGUUCACUGACUACGUCCAACCCGCGUGCAUCUACCAGUUGGAGGGCAUCGAUAAUCGAAUGACAUUCACGUGGCCUUUUGGAACGACCGUCGGAUGGGGUCAAACCUGGGAUGACCGUGAAGCUGUGUUGAAGAGCUCCACACUGAGAAUUCCACUAUUGUUGGAUUGUUUCGAUCAUGAUCGUGUGUUUAGAGGGAAUUCAUUGUUUUGCGCUGGAUCUGCCAACGGGACCGACCUUUGCCAGAAAGACAGUGGGAACGGAUUGUACGUGGAGUUACGAGGAGUUUGGCACGUUGCCGCUGUUGUGUCCUUCACGCCACAAUCGACCAAUAAUCACUGUCGAACGGACAGCUUCGUAGGGCUAACGAUCUUGUACGACUCCAUGAUGUGGAUCAGUAGUGUUACAAAAUUGCCGUAUUUGAUAGAAGAAAUCAUCGUGAAAGACGGACGCGAGUUUGACCCAACCAAAAGCUAUCGGAACUUGCUGCCUCGGCACUGUGGAAGUUUCCUCCAGAACCGAAUCACCAAUGGGAAAACGGCACCUUUGUUUGCGUAUCCGUGGAUGGCGUUCUUGGCGAAUCGAUUGAAGGACGUCGAUAAGGUCAAAUUUAUCUGCGCCGGUUCGCUCAUCAACAAGCGUUACGUGCUAACGGCGCGAAGGUGCACCUCGUUCAACGACCUACCUGAAUUUGUGCGACUGGGAGAUCACACCAUUGGCCAGGACGUGGAUUGCAACGUAAACGACGAAUCCGAUUGUGCUCCUCCGUUUCGGGAUUACUACGUUAAAUUCAUUGUACACAAUAAGGAUGAUAGCAAUAUUUGUUACAGAAACAAUAUUGCCUUGAUAAGACUCAAAACCGAUGUUAUCUACGAAGAACACAUUCAACCCAUCUGUCUGCCGGUGACCCCGGAACUUCGACGGCAAAAGCUCGACCAGUACGUCAUCACCGGCUGGGGUGGGUACAACUACUUGUUUGCUUUUCACAAGUCCCGUACGCUGCAGGUGGCCACCAUCGGGGCUGCCGCGUGGCGGAAUCCUGCCACGGGAAGAAGAUGGAGUGAUCCGUCACCGAGCGCCGUCCACACCUGCGUCGGAGACGACGGCGGCCCGCUCGGCUAUCCGGUUGCGCUCCGCGGCACGGUCCGGUUCGUGCAGUUUGGCGUGAUCGCGUACGGACUUCCGGGCUGCUCCGGGGGACCGUCGGUGUACGUCAAUGUGUCACGGCAGAUGGACUGGAUUGUUGCCAACAUGGAGGAGUGACGGAAGCUUGUAAAAUU